UCCACCCCCCGAGAGUCCUGCGGUCCCAGCUGCGGCGAAGCCGGGCGACCCCGACUGCUGCGCGCGGCGGCCCCACCCUAGGGAUGCCCUCCUUCAUGAAGGCUCUGGGUCAGGCCGGGUCCUGCAGCCCGGGCAUGACCCCGAACACUGGCUGCUGCUCCCCCGGGGCUGUGCAGAGGUGGCUGCCCAUCCUGGCGUGGCUGCCCGACUACUCCAUGCAGUGGCUGAAGAUGGACGUCAUAGCUGGACUCUCGGUUGGGCUCACAGUCAUUCCCCAGGCUCUGGCCUAUGCUGAAGUGGCUGGACUCCCGCCCCAGUACGGCUUGUACUCUGCCUUCAUGGGAUGCUUCGUGUAUUUCUUCCUGGGCACCUCUCGGGAUGUGACUCUGGGCCCCACAGCCAUCAUGUCCCUCCUGGUCUCCUUCUACACUUUCCACGAGCCUGCCUAUGCUGUCCUGCUGGCCUUCCUGUCCGGCUGUAUCCAGCUGGUCAUGGGGUUCCUGCGUUUGGGGUUCCUGCUGGACUUCAUUUCCUGCCCUGUCAUUAAAGGAUUCACCUCUGCUGCUACUGUCACCAUUGCCUUUGGACAGAUCAAGAACCUCCUGGGACUGCAGAACAUCCCCAGGCAGUUUUUCCUGCAAGUGUAUCACACCUUCCUCAGCAUCGGAGAGACCAGGCUGGGGGACGCCAUGCUGGGGCUGGUGUGCAUGCUGCUGCUGCUGGUGCUGAAGCUCAUGCGGGACCACGUGCCUCCCGCACACCCCGAGAUGCCUGCCGGCGUGUGGCUCAGCCGCGGGCUGGUUUGGGCUGCCACGACAGCCCGCAACGCCCUUGUGGUGUCCUUCGCGGCUCUGGUUGCGUACUCCUUCGAGGUGACUGGAUGCCAGCCGUUCGUUCUCACCGGGGAGACGGCCGAGGGGCUCCCUCCAGUCCGGACCCCUCCCUUCUCAGUGACCACCGCCAACGGGACGAUCUCCUUCACCAAGAUGGUGCAGGACAUGGGGGCAGGGCUGGCUGUGGUGCCCCUGAUGGGCCUCCUGGAGAGCAUCGCGGUGGCCAAGGCCUUUGCGUCUCAGAAUAAUUACCGCGUGGACGCCAACCAGGAGCUGCUGGCCAUUGGCCUCACCAACGUGCUGGGCUCCCUCGUCUCGUCCUACCCGAUCACUGGCAGCUUUGGACGGACGGCGGUGAACGCCCAGUCCGGGGUGUGCACCCCAGCAGGGGGGUUGGUGACAGGAGCGCUGGUGUUGCUGUCCCUGGACUACCUGACCUCCCAGUUCUACUACAUCCCCAAGGCCGCGCUGGCCGCGGUCAUCAUCAUGGCCGUGGCCCCGCUGUUUGACGCCAAGAUCUUCCGGACGCUCUGGCGCGUUAAGAGGCUGGACCUGCUGCCGCUGUGCGUGACGUUCCUGCUGUGCUUCUGGGAGGUGCAGUACGGCAUCCUGGCCGGCGCGCUGGUGUCCCUGCUCCUGCUCCUGCACGCCGUGGCCCGGCCCGAGACCCAGGUGUCCGAGGGGCCAGUUGUCGUCCUGCAGCCGGCCAGCGGCCUGCACUUCCCCGCGGUUGAGGCCCUGCGGGAGGCCAUCCUGAGCCGGGCCCUGGAAGCGUCCCCGCCACGGUCCCUGGUCCUGGAUUGCACGCACGUCAGCAGCGUCGACUACACCGUGGUGUUGGGGCUCGGCGAGCUCCUGCAAGACUUCCACAAGCAGGGCGCCAGCCUGGUCUUCGUCGGCCUGCAGGUCCCCGUUCUCCGUGUCCUGCUGUCCGCUGACCUGAAGGGGUUCCAGCACUUCUCCACCCUGGAGGAAGCAGAGAAAUACCUGGGGCAGGAGCCAGGGACCCAGCCCUACAACAUCAGCGAAGACUCUGUUCUGGAACACAAGGUCGCCCUGUUGAAGGCUUAACGGAGCCGCCACGGGCAUCAUGCGAAGGAAGGGUGUCCCGGAAGGUUCUCAUCACUGUGAUUCGAUGCCGGAUGCCGCCCGACAGACACGCUGGCCUGGCAGGCUGAGAACAGCCUGAGCCGGUGGCCCUGGGGGAGGAGAAGGAAGCCGUGUGUGGACUCACAGGUGGGACUCACCGGCUCCCUGUGGGACAAUUGGAAAAGUAGCUCCCUGCUGUCCCCUGGCAUGAACCCUUUUGGAAGAGAGGUGUGGAGAGAGCCUUCUGGAGGGACAGACACGUAAGGAAGGACAGGGUUUCCAGCCUGGGCCGGGGGCGGCGUCCUUGGCCCCCAGCACCUGCCGGGUUCUUGGGUUCCACCUCGCACCAGGCAGUGGCCGGGGAGGGGCGGGGAGCAGGGGCGUCCGGGAGACGGGCUUCCUCUUGGUGGCGGCAUUUGUGCUGUUUUGGAGAGAAGGCCAAGGUGUGCCAAAUGACUGAAAGUCUCUAUUCAAAAAUAAUUUUGUGAUUUUUAAAUGAAAAAGUUAAUAGCUUUGGUGAUUUUGUAAAAAUCAUGAAUGCGUAUUGUAAAAAAUACAGGAAAUCAUUUUCCACCAGCCCACUUUGGUGAUCACUGUGGACCCCCAAUGUGCAUGCCUGUCUGUCACCGUGUGGAUAUACGUUUACAGUUUUACGUACGUGGGAUCAUUUCAUACAUGGUGCUCUGUAGCCCACAUUUUUCAUGCAGUCGUUUGCUGUGAAGUAUUUAUUGUGAUAAUAAAUAGUAUUAGAAAGCGUG
Molecule: messenger RNA, 2680 nt
Organism: Lemur catta (Ring-tailed lemur)
Lineage: Eukaryota; Metazoa; Chordata; Mammalia; Primates; Lemuridae
Gene: SLC26A11
Product: solute carrier family 26 member 11
Exons: 17
Coding region: 84-1904 (606 amino acids)
Biological process (GO): transmembrane transport
Cellular component (GO): membrane
Molecular function (GO): secondary active sulfate transmembrane transporter activity
Source: RefSeq, a predicted model, not a curated record